GGGGACUUAGCUGCCAGCCUAAAGGAAGCUGGUGACGAUGCAAGCCAAAGGUCCCCCGGGCCUGUAACCAAGUCAUUGCUAAGGACUCUAUCAAGGACACUGAGAUGGAAAUGCCGGGAGAGCCAGCUGCAGAUCUUGGGCAAACCCUGGAGUGGCUGAGGGAGGAGCUGGCUGAGAUGCAGAUCCAAGACCAGCAGCUACUGUUCACACUGAGGCAUCUGCACAGCCUCCUGGAGGAGCUUCGAGCUGAAAGCACCCACUGGGUGGACACAAGGCCCAGCAGAAGCACAUCUCCUUUCCGAGUGAGGCUGGGAUCAGAGGGCAGGGCCUGCCAGCCUGUGCCAAGGCAACUGCCGCAGCUGCUCCAAGAGGAAAAGAACAGGCGAAGCUCCCUUCCUUAACCAGCCAGAGGAUGCUCAUUAAAUUCUCCUACUGCUAGUAUAAAUUGUGUCUGCUAUGUGUCCUUGAAUCUGUCACUUCUUAACUAUCUCUGUCAUUUGCCAGAGGGAGAGUGUGUGUGUGUGUGUGUGUGUGUGUGUGUGUGUGUGUGUGAUAAAUUAUAUGUUUUAUAAGGGUUUAUAUAGCUUUCACCGAGGGUGAUAAUUCUAGCUCUAGUAAUUUUUCACAGGGCAAUUGUUAAAGAAAGAUUAUAAUGUGCAAAGAUGGUUGGUUACCUACUGUUACCUUGCUGAAAAAUCAGAACAUCUAUAGUGACUUCCUGACUAUUCUCUGUGUUCCUGUUAGGCCCUCUUGUCCCCCUUUAUCUGAUAAUGAAAAGUCCUGUUGCACCACAGAUCACAGAGACAAGCAUGUCAAACAUAUAAUUCAUGUUGGCUCUAACAUUGUGAUUCAUGAUUGGCUUAAUUCAUGGGCAUGUGACUCAACAAAGCCAACCACAACCCUUCCCUGGGAUUGCUAUCUGGACACUGCCAACCACACUCCCACAGGUAGUUCAAUUUCUUUUAGGCUGUGUUGACCUUUGCCAAUAAGCAGUGUAGGGUUAGACUCCAGAGCAAGGGGUGAAAGGAGAGACUGGUUCCUUUGUCCCCUGCAGUAUCUUAGAGAUCUCUUGCAACCCUCGAUGUCACCCACCAGAGCUGCUUCACUUCAGUAGGUGGCACCAGCUCUGAGUCUAAGACCCAGUCUGGAGGCCCCUUCUAAGCUCAGACGCUCCCCCUGCCCCCUUCAGAUAUCUGCAGGCCAGCUCUUCAGGCUCCCGUCUGUGUGGUUUAAAUUUUAAUCCCUCAGCUUCAUUGCUCCCCAGCACUGGGGGUGGCAGAUUCUUCCUGUAAUUGUUAGCUUGGAGUUCUUUUUAUAACCUCUCGUCUAUUCAGUUGACUUUAUACUUAGUUAAUAAUUCUUUAUAUUAAAUUCUGUGCUUCAAAAAGAAGAAGUAGAAGAAGAAGAAGAAGAAGAAGAAGAAGAAGAAGAAGAAGAAGAAGAAGAAGAAGAAGAAGAAGAAGAAGAAGAGGAGGAGGAGGAGGAGGAGGAGGAGGAAGGAGGAGGAGGAGGAGGAGGAGGAGGAGAAGAAGAAGAAGAAGAAGAAGAAGAAGAAGAAGAAGAAGAAGAAGAAGAAGAAGAAGAAGAGAAGGAGGAGGAGGAGGAGGAGGAGGAGGAGGAGGAGGAGAAGAAGAAGAAGAAGAAGAAGAAGAAGAAGAAGAAGAAGAAGAAGAAGAAGAAGAAGAAGAAGAAGAAGAAGAAGAAGAAGUAGUAGUGUUGGGAACAAGCAAAAGAAACUCAUUCCAAGUAUGACCACUUUGUUUUCAGACUCCAUUUAAUCAUAGGGAGAAACUAAACUCAAGGUCCUAGGCCCUAGGGGAACUGAGGGCUUUCCAAUAGCUGAACAGCUUCUAUUAUAAGGAAACGACUGUCUAAGUCCAGACAUCUCAGGGACAACUUGUAAGUGAAGAGUUGUCUGAGUCCAGACAUGUCAAGAACAACUCUCCAUGUUGCUGGCAGGGUCAAACUGAGUUCAUGUUCCCAGGCCUAGGAACCUCCUCCUAUCCUGCUUGAUGAAAACCCUCUUGCUCCAACCCCUUAUGUCAAGAUAUGAUUGGACCGUGCUACAGCCUACCCUGCUUCCCCCUGAUUUCUGGUCUCAUCCUUUACAUAUGCUGUGCAAUUUCUCCUCACGGCUGUAGUUCAUCUCUUCCACAGCAUUGAUUGAUCGGUAGUGGCCUGAUUACAACAAAUUUUUGUCAUCUGCAUCGA
Molecule: messenger RNA, 2211 nt
Organism: Rattus norvegicus (Norway rat)
Lineage: Eukaryota; Metazoa; Chordata; Mammalia; Rodentia; Muridae
Gene: Tmem74bos
Product: transmembrane 74B, opposite strand
Source: RefSeq, marked inferred